AUGGCGACGGCCGCGAUCCGCAAGCGCCCAGCGACGGAUCAAGGGCCGCGCGUCGGUGGCGGCGGCGGCAAGAAGCCUCGCUACUCGUGGGGGAGCAUCGCCGACUACGAGAAGCUGGAGGUGCUCGGGCAGGGCGCCCACGGCCUGGUGAUCAAGGCGCUCGACCGCCGGACCGGCAAGAAGGUCGCCCUCAAGUGCCUCCGCGGCUACGACCUGCGCGCCAUCGCCCGCGAGGCCGGCUGCCUCGCCGCCUGCCGCGGCCACCCGUCCAUCCUAGAGAUCCUCGACGUGGCAACGGACGCCGAGACCGGGGACUUCUUCCUCGUCACCGAGCUCGUCGCCGGCGGCCAAACCCUCCGCGAGAACAUCUGGAGGCCGUCGGACGAGAACGUGGCCCGCUUCAUGAUGCGCCAGCUCCUCGACGCGGCAAACAAGAUGCACGGAGCCGGCAUCGUACAUCGCGACAUCAAGCCGGAGAACGUCCUCGUCACCAUGUUCGGGUCGCUCAAAGUCUGCGACUUCGGGUCGGCCACGCGGCAGAAGCCGGCCGGAGUGCCGUACGAGUCGUGCCGCGUCGGCACCUUGAUCUACACCUCGCCGGAGCAGCUCGCCGGAAACCGGUGCUACAGCCAGGCCGUCGACAUGUGGGCGCUUGGGUGCGUCAUGGCGGACAUCCUGUCCGGCGACACACUGUUCGUGGGAGAGACGGAGGAGGACAUGGUCGCCGAGAUGUCCAAGCUGCGGGACCAGAUCAGCUCUACGGGGAAGCUGCACGGCCUGGAGUUCUUCGACGAGCUUUCGGAAGCUGGACGCGAGCUCCUCCUCGGCCUGCUCGCCUUCAACCCGGACCAGAGGCUCACCGCGGCGGAAGCCCUCCAGCACCGCUGGUUCAACAAGUCCUCUGCUUCCACCGGAGACAAGCACCCUGGCUUUCUCACUCUCUUCGGUUAAUUAGCUUGGUUUAGGUGUAGUGUAGUGGUCAGCUACAAUAG
This is a messenger RNA of Lolium rigidum, 992 nucleotides long. RefSeq names its product putative cyclin-dependent kinase F-2. The transcript has a single exon. The record is from RefSeq and is a predicted model, not a curated record. Bases 1 to 951 code for a protein of 316 amino acids. Gene Ontology annotation, biological process: mitotic DNA damage checkpoint signaling; protein phosphorylation. Gene Ontology annotation, molecular function: ATP binding; protein serine/threonine kinase activity. NCBI's taxonomy places the organism in Eukaryota, Viridiplantae, Streptophyta, Magnoliopsida, Poales, Poaceae. Gene Ontology annotation, cellular component: nucleus; cytoplasm.